Messenger RNA from Macroventuria anomochaeta, 1215 nucleotides. RefSeq names its product RmlC-like cupin. Lineage: Eukaryota; Fungi; Ascomycota; Dothideomycetes; Pleosporales; Didymellaceae. The transcript has a single exon. The coding region runs from base 134 to 1099 and encodes 321 amino acids. The record is from RefSeq and is a predicted model, not a curated record.
UGCAAAUGUAGGCUGAAAGAAACAAGCCUAGCUGUAGAACCUUCUUAAGAUCCUCACUAAUCUCUGCCUUGGCUAACUCGGAUUCAUAUAAAGAUCGCUCGCAUCGCCGGGCUGACAAGAACCCCUCUUUCUGAUGUCAGACACUACACUACCAGAGCAGCCUACAUCUACAUCAACAGCUCUCAUAUCUACCAAGACAUUCUCUGCGCUCGUCGCAAUAAUAGCAGUAGCCCUGGCGUUCUCUAGCUCCUUCCGCACCACCCUCUCUUCCCUCCUCACUAAGCCCACCGCCCGCACAAUGUCCACCGCCGCCGCCCCAGCCAGCAUGAAGAUCACAAAGCGACCUUGGUCGCAUCGCGGCCACGCCGACCACGACUGGCUGUACACAUACCACUCCUUCUCCUUCGCAUCGUACUAUGACCCACGCCACGAGUCCUGGGGCCCGUUGCGCGUCAUUAACGAAGACCGCGUCAAGCCCGGCACAGGCUUUGGCACGCAUUCGCACGCCGAGUUCCUGAUCUUCAGCUACAUCGUUGACGGCACGCUCGAGCAUAAGGACAGCAUGGGCAACUUGGAGAACUUGAAGCGCGGGGAGGUGCAGUUCACGAGCGCGGGUACGGGAAUCAGGCAUUCGGAGUACAACCGUAAUAAGGAUGACGAGGUGCAUUUCUUGCAGAUCUGGGCCAAGCCGAAUAAGAAGGGGCUGAAGCCGCAUUACGAGACGAAGAAGUUUAGUGAUGAGGAAAAGGUGGAUAAGCUGUGCAGGAUUAUGGAGUCGACGGACCGUCUUGGAGACAAGAAGCAUGCUAUUGGACUGCAAGCUGAUUUGAGUAUGGAUGCGAGUAUUCUUUCACCGGGCAAGAAGGUUACGCAUGAGGUUGUUGCUGAGGGGCCGAGGAAGCUGUUUGCGCAGGUUGUUAUGAGCAAGAGGGCGCAGCCGAAGACUGGUGCGCAGAUUAAGAUUGGUGAGACGGUGCUUGGGGAGGGUGAUGGUGCUUACAUCGACAAUGUGAGGGGUCCGGCAAGCAUCGAGAUUGAAAGUGUGGGAGACAAACCGGCUGAGUUCUUGCUGUUUGAUAUGGGUCCUGAGGAACAGUGAGGUAUGGCUGGCUAGGAUGUGAGCGUGGUUUUUGAGGGGGUUGAGUCAUUGUAGCCAACAAUAGAAUGUAUCACACACUUCAGACUUCGAUCAGAAUAUCUGUCGAUACCAACGAG